Molecule: messenger RNA, 1925 nt
Organism: Scomber japonicus (chub mackerel)
Lineage: Eukaryota; Metazoa; Chordata; Actinopteri; Scombriformes; Scombridae
Gene: snx33
Product: sorting nexin 33
Exons: 2
Coding region: 1-1683 (560 amino acids)
Biological process (GO): mitotic cell cycle; endosomal transport; endocytosis
Cellular component (GO): cytoplasmic vesicle; plasma membrane
Molecular function (GO): phosphatidylinositol binding; protein binding
Source: RefSeq, a predicted model, not a curated record
AUGUCAGCGAAAGCCAAAGCCAUUUAUACUUUUCAAAGUGAAAACAAAGAGGAGAUCAGCAUUCAAGAGAAUGAGGAACUGGUUAUCUUUGACGAGAACUCAGUGGACGGCUGGUUUCAGGGGGAGAACAGUCGAGGGGAGAGGGGUCUCUUCCCUGCAUCCUAUGUGGAAAUUAUUCGCACUCGUUCAAACUCUAACGUGACUGACUGCUCCAUCAGUCCAGCAGGCUCUUUAGGAAAUGACUCCUCCUAUUUCCCUUCAACUCCAAACACCACUCUUCACAUGCAACAGAGUUACUAUGACGACGACGACGAUGACUGGGAUGACUGGGACGACAGGUCCACAGUGGUGGAUGAUGACCAUAGUAGGAGCCCCGGUGCAAAUGGACAUGCCCAUCAGAGCCCACUGUCCAACAACCCUAAUAUACACUACCGGGCCAAACCGCACAUGGACAGACAAGACAGCAUCUCCAGCUCCAGGAAAGGCAGUAUGGUGGGCAGGAACUUGAACCGCUUUUCCAGCUUUGUCCGAUCAGGGGUAGAAGCCUUUGUGCUGGGUGAUGUACCCAUGAUGGCAAAGAUAGCUGAGUCAUACACCAUUGACAUGGGUCCCCUGGGGCCCCGAUGGAAGGAGAGCCCACAGCCUUUCUCCUGCUCCAUUGAAGACCCCACAAAACAGACAAAGUUCAAAGGCAUCAAGACCUACAUUUCGUACCGGGUCACACCGAGCCACACAGGGCGCCCUGUCUAUAGGCGCUACAAACACUUUGACUGGCUGUACAACCGUCUACUGCACAAGUUCACUGUGAUCUCCGUGCCUCACCUGCCUGAGAAGCAGGCCACGGGGCGAUUUGAGGAAGACUUUAUUGAGAAGCGGAAGAGACGACUGAUACUGUGGAUGAACCACAUGACCAGUCACCCUGUCCUUUCCCAGUAUGAAGGUUUUGAGCACUUUUUGAUGUGUGCUGAUGACAAACAAUGGAAGUUGGGCAAGAGACGAGCUGAGAAGGAUGAGAUGGUGGGUGCCCAUUUCAUGCUGACCCUACAGAUCCCUAACGAGCACCAGGACCUUCAGGAUGUAGAGGAGAGGGUGGACACCUUCAAGGCCUUUGCUAAGAAAAUGGACGACAGCGUCAUGCAGCUGACACAUGUUGCCUCGGAGCUGGUGCGUAAACACCUCGGUGGAUUCAGGAAGGAGUUCCAGCGGCUGGGAAAUGCCUUCCAGUCUAUUAGCCAGGCAUUCAUGCUGGACCCUCCCCAUUGCUCAGAUACCCUCAACAACGCCAUCUCCCAUACUGGCCGCACCUAUGAGAACAUUGGAGAGAUGUUUGCAGAGCAACCUAAGUAUGACCUCUUCCAUAUGCUGGACAAGCUGUCUCUCUACCAAGGCCUGCUCGCCAACUUCCCAGACAUUAUUCAUCUACAAAAAGGUGCCUUCGCUAAGGUGAAGGAGAGCCAGCGGAUGACUGACGAAGGGAAGAUGGACCAGGACGAGGCCGACGGCAUUAGGAAACGCUGCAGGACGGUCGGGUUCGCCCUCCAGGCAGAGAUGAGCUACUUCCAUCAGCAGCGAGAGGUGGACUUCAAAGACAUGAUGCAGGCCUACCUCAAGGAGCAGAUAGCCUUUUACCAGCGUGUUGUCCAGCAACUGGAGCGCACCCUGCGCAUGUACGACUGUCUGUAAAGACAUCAAACCGCUGCCUGGUGCAAGAUGCCAAAAAACGUACACACACAAGACAAAGGAAGGACGGCCAGUGGCUUGACUCUUUACUCAAGGCUUUUUGUAUUGGUCCUGUUUGGUUCAGUUUGAAAAGACUUGCAGAUAAAUGAAGCAGCAGUUACUGGAAGGACAAUUCAAAGCCAGUCAUUCUUUCACUUUGAUGGAUUCAAAGAUGCGUUUCUUGUUAUUUUAAAGACCUACUGUAC